Messenger RNA from Amaranthus tricolor (Joseph's coat), 1139 nucleotides. RefSeq names its product dirigent protein 10-like. Bases 71 to 1027 code for a protein of 318 amino acids. The transcript has a single exon. The record is from RefSeq and is a predicted model, not a curated record. NCBI's taxonomy places the organism in Eukaryota, Viridiplantae, Streptophyta, Magnoliopsida, Caryophyllales, Amaranthaceae.
ACCAAUCCAUACAAAACCAAUUACCAACUAUCUCUUUUAAAUCCAAGUUCUUUAAAAGUAAAACUCACCAAUGGCUUACUUAAUCAAGAAUCAUAUUUUUUGCCUUACAUUACUACUCUGUCUCAUCACAUUUUCCACCUCAGCUCGAAUCCUUGAUGAAGCAGCUGCCCCUGUUGCUGGAACCGGGCCUUCUGGUGGGGCUGGUGUUGGAGCUAUCGGUGCAGCUGUUGGGCCUGGUGUUGGACCUGUUGGUGCCACAGGUGCAGCUGGUGGGCCCGGUGUUGGAGCUGUGGGUGGCACCGGUGCAGCUGGUGGGGCCAGUAUUGGAGCUGUGGUAAAUGGGAACCAUCCUGAUUUAAUCUUUUUCAUGCAUGACAUCUUAGGAGGAUCAAACCCAACAGCCAAAGCAAUAACUGGUGUUGUUACAAACCCUGCUGUUAGUGGGCAGGUACCCUUUGCUAAGCCCAAUGGCGCGGUCAUCCCAACAAACAACGGAAUCCCUCAAAACAACGACAACACUGGAAUAAUCAACAACAACAAUGUUCCAUUCCUAACCGGUCUUGGUGGUGGAAAUCCGAAUAUAAUGCAAAAUAAUGGUAACAACUUCAUAGGAGGAAAUGGAUUCCCUAUCAUGAAUGGUGCACAACUCUCUUCGGGAAACACCCUGCAGCAGCUUAUGUUCGGAACAAUGAUUGCUGUCGAUGACGAGCUAACUGAAGGACACGAAUUGAACUCAGGUAUGUUGGGACGUGCACAAGGGUUUUAUGUUUACAGCUCGGUUGAUGGAAAGACACAAACUCUGGCUUUUACUGCUAUGUUUCAAGAAGGUGGUUAUCACGACAGUCUAAACUUCUUUGGGGUUCAUCAGACUGCGGUUUCUGAAUCUAUUAUUGGUGUCAUGGGUGGGACUGGGAAGUAUGUUAAUGCUAAAGGAUAUGCUGUUGUUAAAACACUUCCUCCUGUUGAUGUACAUGAGACUGAUGGCCUUGAAACCGUGCUCGAGUUUUCAGUUUUUCUGACUUAUUGAUGUGCUUAGAUUGUGUAAUUGUUGUUGUUUAUGAUUUGUAUUACAUUGUGAAGUUUGUGUAGAAUGUGAAAGAUAUUUGAUUGUUUUGAAAAAUUUGUUUACAUUGUUAAAA